Messenger RNA from Cataglyphis hispanica, 2621 nucleotides. Its product is annotated as glucose dehydrogenase [FAD, quinone]-like. The transcript is spliced from 9 exons. Gene Ontology annotation, molecular function: flavin adenine dinucleotide binding; oxidoreductase activity, acting on CH-OH group of donors. The coding region runs from base 145 to 1950 and encodes 601 amino acids. The record is from RefSeq and is a predicted model, not a curated record. NCBI's taxonomy places the organism in Eukaryota, Metazoa, Arthropoda, Insecta, Hymenoptera, Formicidae.
UACCGGUCUAGUCGGCCGUUGAUCGCGGUACCGCGAGCUACCAGUUCUCUAUCUCUCGUCGCAUCCUUUUCGCGCUCUGUGUUCUGCAGGUUCUCCAAUCCAACAAAUAUCUUUCGAAGGAUACGGGGUGAUCAUCCUCGAAAGAUGAGUUGCAACUGCCCAUUGACUCCGUCCUCAGGACCCACAUUGGCCUCGACAUGCGGCGGGACAUCCUUUAUGCUCUUUAUGGGAUUGCUCGAGGUCUUUUUACGUAGCCAGUGCGAUCUGGAGGACCCGUGUAACAGACCUGCAACGCGGAACAAUGCCAAUGCGAGGUACGACUUCGUAGUGAUCGGUGGUGGUAGCGCGGGGGCGACUGUCGCGGCCAGAUUAUCGGAGGAACCGAGAUUCUCGGUGUUGCUGCUGGAAGCUGGAUUGGACGAGCCGACGGGCACUCAGAUACCCUCGUUCUUCUUCAACUUCAUCGGCAGCGAUAUCGACUGGCAAUACUCUACCGAGAGCGAGGACGGGGCUUGCUUAAAUAAGGAGAACAGAAAAUGUUAUUGGCCUAGAGGGAAAGUUCUCGGUGGUACCAGCGUCAUGAACGGGAUGAUGUAUAUGAGAGGAUCGCGCAAAGAUUACGAUGAUUGGGCCAGGCUUGGUAAUGUCGGAUGGUCUUAUCGCGAUGUCCUUCCGUAUUUUAUAAGGAGCGAGGAUAAUCAACAAGUGAACAACAUGGAUUACGGUUAUCACGGUGUCGGCGGACCGCUCACGGUCAUGCAGUUUCCCUAUCAUCCUCCAUUAAGUUUCGCUCUUCUGGAGGCUGGAAAAGAAUUAGGAUAUGACACGGUCGAUCUGAAUGGACGGACGCACACAGGAUUUGCCAUUGCUCAAGCCACGUCGAGAAAUGGCUCGCGACUUUCCACGGCGCGAGCUUUCCUACGUCCUGCCCGGAAUCGUCCGAAUCUUCACAUAAUGUUGAACUCGACGGUGACAAGGAUCCUCUUCGACGAGAACAACAGGGCGGUUGGCGUUGAAUUCGUCCACGACGGGAAGACCCAACGCGUCUCGGUGGCGAAGGAGGUGGUCGUGAGCGGAGGCGCCGUAAAUUCGCCGCAAAUCCUCUUAAACAGCGGCAUAGGACCUCGAGAGGAUCUGAAUGCGGUGGGUGUACCGGUUGUUCGCGAUCUCCCAGGUGUCGGCAAGAAUCUUCACAACCACGUCGCCUACACGUUGACCUUCACCAUUAAUGAUACCGAUACCACACCUCUUAAUUGGGCGACCGCUAUGGAAUAUCUGCUUUUCAGGGAUGGUCUGAUGUCCGGCACAGGAAUAUCCGAGGUGACAGCAAUGAUAAACACCAAGUACGCAGAUCCGAGGGAGGAUCAUCCCGACGUUCAGCUAAUCUUCGGCGGUUACCUGGCCGAUUGCGCGGAGACCGGUAUGGUGGGUGAGAAAAAGGGGUCGAAUCGCAGCAUCUACAUCAUCCCGACGAUUCUGCAUCCGAAGAGCCGCGGUUAUCUGCGCUUGCGAAACAACGAUCCUCUCUCGAAGCCACUGAUCUACCCCAAGUAUCUGACUCACGCCGACGACGCGGCCGCUCUCGUAGAAGCUAUCAAGUUCAGCGUCAGGUUAUCGGAGACCCAAGCACUCAAGAGGUACGGUUUCGAGCUGGAUCGAACUCCCGUGAAGAACUGCGAGCACCUUAAGUUUGGCUGCGACGCUUACUGGGAAUGCGCGAUUCGUCAUGACACUGCGCCUGAAAAUCAUCAAGCGGGAUCCUGCAAGAUGGGACCGCCGGACGAUCCUCUCGCCGUGGUCGAUAAUCAGUUGCGUGUCAGAGGGGUACGAGGGGUGAGGGUGGCUGAUACGAGUAUUAUGCCGAAGGUGACGUCCGGCAACACAAACGCGCCGGCGAUUAUGAUCGGUGAAAGAGCGGCAGACUUUAUCAAGAAAACUUGGAUCGAUUGAUUUGAGCCGAUUCAAUCGAACGAUUCUUACCAUUUUGCAACAUAUUGUGUUCCAGGCAACACAGAUAAUUUAACGAGAUUGUAAAAAAGUUUAAGAAACGUCCCAACUUUUCAGAUGUUUCUUAUUCAUGCUUUACUCUGUUUUAGAUUUUUACAUUCUCCCGUUGUAGAUGAAAAUAACAUACGCUUCAAAUAUAGAUUCAAAUAUUUUUUAGGCGAUCUUGUGAAAUUUCAAAAAUUGAUAAUUAAUAGGAUCUUGCUAUUUUUGUAAGUUAUAUGUUAAACGAGCUCUGUAAGAACGAUAAUUUUUCACUAUGAAAUUAUUUCGUCGAUGAGAAAAAUAGUGUUACAGCUUUUUUCAGUUACUUAUAGGAUUUGUAAGAUUUUAUUCUAUUUUUGACAAGGAUUUGAUUCUACUUUAAUUUGGUAUACCGUUUAAGUUUGUUUUAUAGUAAGUUUUUUUACUAAAGAUUAUAUGUAUCUUCGUAUCAAACAGAUUCAUUAAUCGCGAUAAUUUUUAAUAAGCAGACCAUUUCGAUUUCCUCUGCAUUUCCACCGACAAUAGAUAGAAUAAGCGACCUCGUGACUGUAAAUAGUACAUUGCCCGCAGUGUAUUCUUUUACGAAUCACUUCGUAAAAUAAUGUACAAAUAAAGAGUAUUUUAUCGCGAAA